Molecule: messenger RNA, 2263 nt
Organism: Pungitius pungitius (ninespine stickleback)
Lineage: Eukaryota; Metazoa; Chordata; Actinopteri; Perciformes; Gasterosteidae
Exons: 3
Coding region: 79-1668 (529 amino acids)
Molecular function (GO): GTP binding
Source: RefSeq, a predicted model, not a curated record
UCAUUCUCUUCUUCAGAGAUCAACGCUUUGGAAGAAUCUCAAAGUGCUGAAUCAUCAAAUUCCUGUGGAGCAGUUACCAUGGCAACGAUGACUAACGCUGCAUUGAAAUACAAGGAGAUCAUCUCAAAAAGUUAUGAGAUCAAAAGAGGAUCUCCUACACUCUACCAGCUGAGACCAAAGGAAGAGAAUAUUGGAACUUUGAAAAGAAGGACUCUUGGUGUAAAGAAUCCCAACAAGUUAAACAAAACCAUCCUUCUUGUUGGUGAAACUGGAGCAGGAAAGUCUACUCUGAUCAACGCUCUGGUGAACUUCGCCAUGGGAGUGAAGUGGGAGGAUGAUGUCUGGUUUCAGAUCGUAGAGGAAGAGAAGAAAGAGCAAACACAGAGUCAGACGUCAGAUGUGAUCGUGUACGAGAUCUUUGGACAUGAGGACAAAACUCUGCCCUACUCUCUGACCGUCAUCGACACUCCUGGACAUGGAAGCACAGGAGGGAUUGAACAUGAUGGAAGGGUCAGUCAACGGUUAUUUGACUUGUUCCGCUCAGUGGGCGGAGUCCAUGAGAUCAAUGCGGUGGGUCUGGUGCUGAAAGCAGGCGAGAAUCGACUGAACGACAGACUUUCAUACGUCUUUAAUUCAGUGGUGUCUCUGUUUGGAAAAGACCUGGAGCAGAACAUCGUUGCCCUCGUCACACACUCACCUGGAAGGACUCCUAAAAAUGCUCUGGAUGCCCUCGAUGCUGCAAACAUUAAGUGUGCAAGAAAUGACAAGAACCAGCCUGUUCACUUCCUGUUUGAUAACUGCCAACACGAAGCCAGGACAGAGGACGUAGAAGAUCUUGAACAAGCAUAUAACAAAGCUAUGAAAGGAAUGAAGCAGUUCACAGACUUCCUGCAAAAAACUGCACCUCAAAAGCUGGAGACAACCCUUCAUGUUCUGAAUGAACGAAUUAGACUGACAGCCUGCAUCCAGAACCUGCAGGAGAGAAUCCAGUCUAUGGAACUCAAACAGAAGGAAAUCCAACAGACUCAAGAAGCUCUGAAGAAAUAUGAAGAAGGGAUGAAGUCUUUUGAAGGGUUCACUAUUGAAGUCGAUGAGUCCUACAAAGUUAAAGAGCCUAUCGAAUCUGGACGUUGGGGGUUGUUCUUCUAUGAAGGAGCCGUCACCUGCAACAUCUGUGAGGAGAACUGUCACUUUCCUGGAUGCACCAUGGCCCUCAAACCUUCACACUGUGAGGUCAUGAAAGAAGGUCGCUGCACCUCAUGUACCAACAGGUGCCCUGCAGCAGACCACGUUAAACAAGGCUGGAGGUACGUGACCAAGACCAAGAAGGUUAAGAAAACUCUGGAAGAAGUGAAAAAGAAAUAUGAAGAGAAUAAAGCCCAGAACAUGGGUAUUUUGGAAAGUCUUCAAAAAGAGAUGGAAAACCUUGAAGCACACAAAACAGAAUCCCUGUACGAGGCCUACAACCACGUGGUCAAACUGGAACAAAUCGCCCUGACUGUGGUUUCAGUGUCCACUUACGUCCACCUGGACUUCCUCAUCGAGGAGAUGGAGAAGAAAGGGGACACUGAGAAGGUCCAGAAGCUGAAGGAGAUGUCCAGUAAAAAAGAUAAUGUAUUCAUCGCAGGGUUCAAGUACAUGUAUGGUAAAUUAUUCAGCAGCAAGUAAAAUGAGAAGAGGCACUGAGGUCCAGACGGACGAUGCAUCAGACGAGCUCUUACUAGAACGUUAGACGAUCCUGUAGACGCCAAUGAUGUGUGACCUUUGGAUUUUCAUUUUGACGAAGACGUCCUCCUAGUCUGGAUUAUCGCUUGGAGACAUGAAGCUUCGUAAUCGUAGAACAAAUCCAUGUUUUGGGAAAAGAAAGUUUAAAGACGUUUGAAGCUGUGUUCCAUCUUCUGGUUUUUAAGCACUUUUCCCCAAAAAGGGGCAUGAAGCUCGGCAGUAAAGAUCACAAAAUAUAUAUAUACAUAUAUUGUGAUCUUUACUGCCGAGCUUCAUCACAGUUUAUAAAAACUCAAAUAUAAAACUAUAUCAUCUGUAAUUCUGCAAAUGUACGAUUAUGUAAACAUUACGUUGCUUGAUUUAAAGUCUCUGAUCAGGUUCCAGAUCCACAUUAAAUGAUCAUUAAACUUUCCUCAAGUGUCUUCAGUUGUUGUUCAAUCAAACUUCCUUUAAUGAACAAGUUUUUUUUCUUUAGCGACUAGAGAUUCAAACAUUGUGUGGCAGAGAGGACUCCUCUGCGCAGGUUCCCGAUGGAGUA